CAUGGAUUCCGAAACCCAGCUAGCCAGAUAUAGAGGCGCAGUAUCCCAGGGCCCGGUAGGCUUAUCAACAAAACUAGCCGACCAUACUAUCGAUGUCCACGGUUUUGGGGAAGUGGCUGGCGCAAGCGGCGGGCCAUGAUUCAGCAUAUAGUAUAAAAGGAUGCGCCUGAAGAAUCACACCUGUCUACGAAACCAAUUCUCUCUGUAUCAUUAUCAGAGUCAAUAAGGUCUCCUCUACAGCUUAAAACAAUGAAACUCUUCCGCUUUCCAAGGCUAUCUAUAGCAUGGCUCUUCAAACGAUUGCUGAAAAGCAGUAACAAAGUGUCGCAGAUAUCCAAUUCAACACGGCAGCCUCAGACUGUGAAAACGAAACCCCCACUGAAACCGGUCAUCAUCUUGAUCCAUGGCGCCUGGCAUCUCCCAGGUGUCUGGAGAAAAGUAAAGCAGCGAUUAGAAGCAGCCGGGUACGAAGUGUAUACACCGAGACUGCUCACAGUGGUUGGGCCUGACCCAGUAGACUACUCGUGGCGCGUCGAUGUGGCGGUGGUUCAUGACAUCGUCCUUCCCCUUUUCGACCAAGGCCGUCAAGCCGUCGUCGUAGGCCACUCCUACGGUGGCGUCGUUGCCACGGCAUCAGUCGAGGGCCAGAGCGUCGCCGACCGACAAUCUCGCGGCCUCAAUGGGGGGUUUAGCGCUGUGGUGUACAUCUGCGCAUUCCCAAUAGCCAAACGCGGGCUCUCUCUCCUAUCGACGAAUGGUGGAGAUUACGAUGAAUGGAUGGUCAAGGCUGAUAAGAGGAUACCCUGUUCAAUGAAAGUCGUGCCGGGGGCUGCGGAGUUAUAUUACAGUGACUUGCCUUCGGACGAAGCGAACGAGUUACUGGCAGAUGUUGAAACAAACUAUCAGUCGCAGCGAUCGUUCGAAGAGCCCUUGGGGUUCUGCGCCAAUGACAUCAGGAUCCCCAUGACAUACCUGCUGUGUGAGGGAGAUAAAGCUGUCCCAGUGGAAAUUCAAGAGAAGAUGGUAGCGGAUAUACCGAAAAUGAAAACCCGACGCUGUACGGCGGGACACAGCCCCUUUUUAAGCCAGCCGGACUUUACCACUGAGGUAAUUGUUGAGGCUGCCCAGAAUGCACAAUAACGGAUGUAUCAAUGGGCUUGUUAUAUUGCCUGUAGAUGAAGAGGUACCGACACGUUCUUUUCACCAAUCUCCUAUAGGGCUGGGCUCUUUCAAUCUCAUGAAAAUGGCUGUGUAUAACCGUGCAGCUCCGAUGCACAACUCAUAGCUCUGCUAGAUAAUGAUCAUCUCGCGAAUAAGGCUCUCGACACCCUCUGAACUAAGAAGCGCCAACAGUGAAAUGCAAGU
This is a messenger RNA of Xylaria bambusicola, 1365 nucleotides long. RefSeq names its product Alpha/beta hydrolase fold-1. The coding region runs from base 250 to 1140 and encodes 296 amino acids. NCBI's taxonomy places the organism in Eukaryota, Fungi, Ascomycota, Sordariomycetes, Xylariales, Xylariaceae. The transcript is spliced from 2 exons. The record is from RefSeq and is a predicted model, not a curated record.